CGCUAAAAGUUGGUGUUUGGACAACGCCUCAAAACUUGGAAUCUCUUUUGUGAUCUUUUUGUACCUUUUUUUCCCACGGCAUUCAUUGAUAGUUUUCUUACAUAAAAAAAUGUUUAUCGUGUACUAAAUUAAUUGCAAUAAUUGAUAGGUCACUUGAGAGUGCAAAAUGAUUCAUUAAACAGUCAAGUUUUGUUCUUGGAAUUCUCGUACUUUUAGUAAUUCUCUCGUGAUAUCACCCCAUUCACAAUCUACUAAAGUUCUUUGCUCAAAGUUUUCUUUUAUUUUCACCAAAUUUUCGUGGAUUCUGAACAAGUUUCAUUCACCGUGCAAGAGAGCCACAAGUAUGUCCAAGAAACCAGCAAAUGGCCCGGCACUUCACAAAGUGAUCAUGGUGGGAAGUGGGGGUGUUGGGAAGUCAGCACUCACCCUCCAAUUUAUGUACGACGAAUUCGUUGAGGACUAUGAACCCACAAAGGCGGAUAGUUACAGAAAAAAGGUUGUUUUGGACGGCGAAGAAGUACAAAUUGAUAUACUAGAUACCGCCGGUCAGGAGGAUUAUGCUGCCAUACGGGAUAACUACUUCCGAAGUGGCGAAGGAUUCCUCUGUGUGUUUUCCAUAACAGACGACGAGAGCUUUCAGGCAACUCAGGAAUUUCGUGAACAGAUACUUCGCGUUAAGAACGACGAGAGUAUACCGUUCCUUUUGGUUGGCAAUAAGUGUGAUUUAAAUGAUAAGCGUAAAGUGCCACUCACAGAAUGCAAGGGACGAGCACAGCAAUGGGGUGUUCCGUAUGUGGAGACUUCCGCCAAGACACGAGAGAAUGUCGAUAAGGUGUUUUUUGAUCUGAUGCGUGAAAUUCGGUCGCGAAAAACGGAAGACUCAAAAACAACUAGUGGGAGAGCCAAAGAUAAAUGCAAAAGGCGGAAACUAAAGUGUACACUAAUAUAGAUAUAUCUUCAAUACUCUCAUCCAGGAAAUUGCAACUCGAAAAAAAAGUCAGACGGUCACACAACAGCCGACAAAAACCAAAACUCACUGCUGCCAAUUGAUCUAAACAAAAAAAGUUCGAUUUGUAAUAAGAUUAAAACAAAAGAUAAAGAUUUGAAUUUUGAAAGCAAAAAGAGAGAAAAGAGAAGCUCGAAAGAUCAAACAAAUUUAAUAAAAUAAAUAUUUUCACACCAUUUAGGACAGGAAAAGGAACAUCGCAGAUGGAUAUUGAAACUUAUUUUACGAUGCGCAGUGUCUCCAGUGUCUCAUAUUUAUCAUUUACAAGUAUAUAAUAAACAUACCCCCACUAUUUUA
Molecule: messenger RNA, 1303 nt
Organism: Lutzomyia longipalpis
Lineage: Eukaryota; Metazoa; Arthropoda; Insecta; Diptera; Psychodidae
Gene: Rala
Product: ras-related protein Ral-a
Exons: 5
Coding region: 344-949 (201 amino acids)
Biological process (GO): Ras protein signal transduction
Cellular component (GO): plasma membrane
Molecular function (GO): GDP binding; GTPase activity; GTP binding
Source: RefSeq, a predicted model, not a curated record